This is a messenger RNA of Vidua chalybeata, 3454 nucleotides long. Its product is annotated as zinc finger protein 423-like. Lineage: Eukaryota; Metazoa; Chordata; Aves; Passeriformes; Viduidae. The coding region runs from base 7 to 2613 and encodes 868 amino acids. The record is from RefSeq and is a predicted model, not a curated record. Gene Ontology annotation, biological process: regulation of DNA-templated transcription. The transcript has 6 exons.
GGGGCCAUGGCGGAGCUCCAGGCGCGCCUCGAGGCGCUGGAGCGGCGGAUGGAGCGGGCGGAGGCGGCGCUGCGGGAGCGGCCCCUCGCCGCCCUGCGGCUCCGCGGGGUCCCGGUGCUGUUCGAGGAUGUGGCAGUGCGGUUCAGCCGGCAGGAGUGGGCAAGCCUGGACGAGGGACAGAGGGAAAUGUACCGGAGCGUCAUGGAAGGCAACUACGAGAUGCUGGUGUCCCUGUACUGUGCCCUGUCCAAGCCUGAACUGUUGCUACAGCUGGAAAGAGAAGAGCUGAGCACGCCGCUGGAAUCCGAGCCAGAGGCAGCAGAGGUGUCCCCAGAGCUGGCUGUAGAGCCAGCCCGACAGAACUGCACCAGCGAGGAUGCACUGCUGGAGACAGAGACGAUGGAGAGGGGCUGCAGGGAGCCAGAGGAAAGUGGGAAUGUAGCAGAGAAAAGUGGGAACUUGGUAGAGGAAAGCACGAACCUGGUGGAGGAAAGCUGGAGUCUAGUGGAGAUAAGUGGGAACCUGAUAGAGGAAAUCUGGGGCGUGGCAGAGGAAAACAGGAGCCCUGCAGAGGAAAGCAGGAGCCUGGCAGAGGAAAGCAGGAGCCUGGCAGAGGAAAACAGGAACCCAGCAAAGGAAGGUAGGAGCCCAGCAAAGGAAGGUGGGAACCCAGCAGAGGAAAGUGGGAACCCAGCAGAGGAAAGCGGGAACCCAGCAGAGGAAGACGGGAACCCAGCAGAGGAAAGCGGGAACCCAGCAGAGGAAAGUGGGGACCCGAUGGAGGAAAGCAGGAGCCCAGCGGUCCCAGAGAACUGCAGAACACCACCCGUCCCUCUGGAAGGCACUGCUGUCCUGGCGGAUCUCAGCCAGCCGACCCCGUCCCCUCCCCGCCCGCUCUCCGUGCGCUGUCAGGAAGCCGUGGGUCAGAACUGUUCUCCCCCUGCUGCAGGAGAUGCUGAAGCGGGGAUCCCAAUGGAGGUGCCGCAGGAGGAGGUUGCCGCAGAGAAGCCAUCAAUGCCCAAAACGCCCUCCAAGGGUCUGGAAGAGGACAAGGGUCAGGAAGAGGAGGCUGUGAAAGAUUCAGGGAAUACUGGCCAAGAUCCGGUGGCCGACAUUCCUGAAGAACCAGGAAAGGAGGUGACACCAGAUGUGCACGAAACGACAGAACAGGCAGAUCCCAGUCCAGGGGAGCCGGAGAAGGACUCCUGCGUGGGCCGGCCCAUGGCCUGGCAGCGAAAUGCCGCCCGGGAAUUUUACUCCUGCCCCAUCUGCAGGAAAACCUUCCUGCUGAAGAUCAACCUCCUGAUCCACCAGCGUGGCCACAACAACUGGGUGCCCUAUGUCUGCGUCCACUGCAACCGCAAGUUCAUGUCCAAGAAGAAAAUCAGGCGGCAUCUCCGCGCCUGGGCAGCCAACGGGACGUGCCAGCCCUCGGAGCUGGAGGUGUGUCCCAGCCAGGUGCCUUGCCCAGCAUCCCAUCCCCAAACCUGGGCAGCUAAGGGGACGUGCCAAGCCUCAAAGCCAGAGGAGUGUCCUAGUAGGACACCGUGCCCAACAUCCCAGCCCCAAGCCUGGGCACCCAAUGGCACCUGCCAGCCCUUGGAUGCAAAGGCAUGUCCCAGCCAGGGGACACCGUGCCCAACAUCCCAACCCCAAACCUGGGCACCCAAUGGCACCUGCCAGCCCUUGGAUGCAAAGGCAUGUCCCAGCCAGGGGACACCGUGCCCAACAUCCCAACCCCAAACCUGGGCACCCAAUGGCACCUGCCAGCCCUUGGAUGCAAAGGCAUGUCCCAGCCAGGGGACACCGUGCCCAACAUCCCAACCCCAAACCUGGGCACCCAAUGGCACCUGCCAGCCCUUGGAUGCAAAGGCAUGUCCCAGCCAGGGGACACCGUGCCCAACAUCCCAACCCCAAACCUGGGCACCCAAUGGCACCUGCCAGCCCUCGCUUGUGAAGGUGUGUCCCAGCCAGGGGCCAUGCCCGGCAUCCCAGUGCCCAACAUCCCAGCCCCAAACCUGGGCAGCCAAUGGCACCUGCCAGGCCUCGAAGCCGGAGGAGUGUCCCAGCCAGACCCUGUGCCCGUCCUCCCAGCCACAAGCCCCAAACAGGGACUGUGGCACGGUGUGGCAGGAGCCUGGCCCCGCCAGGUGCUCGCUGUCACCUGGAAAAAUGAUGUACACGUGCACCGAGUGCCGGGAAACCUUCUCCAACCAGGUCUUCCUGACGGUGCACCAGCGCCGGCACUCUGGCCACCACCUCAUCCUGUGUCCCUGCUGCAACCGGAGCUUCACCUGGGUCUCGGACUUUGUCCGGCAGCACUGGAUGCACAUGGGCGUCCGGCCCCACCAGUGCGGCAUCUGCCAGAAGACCUUCAAGAGGUUCUCCCACCUCAAGGCGCACCAGAGGAUCCACAGGCGGCAGGAGCGGCCGUUGACCUGCGCCAACCAGGUGCCCAUUGUGGCGGCACCCGCAGCAGGAGACGGGGUGGGAAGCCAGGCUGUGACCCCCAGGGAUGGGGCGCUGCUGUCGGACCUGGAGGUGUCCUCCCGGGAACGGGAGGCCGCUGUUGGAUCUCAGGGUGUGCGCACAGGGGUGGGAAGCUGCUGCUGAAAUUUGAGGUGACCUUCCCAGGAUGUUGCUGGUGGACUUUGAGGUGACCUCCCGGGAUACAGGGUGCUGCUGAUGGACUUUAAGUUGACCUCCCUAGGAUAGGAGGCUGCUGUGUGAUCUUGAGGUGAAGAAUGGGAUGCUGCUGCUGCUGGGCUCUAAGGUGUCCUCUCAGGAAUGGGAUAUGUGAUGAAGUUUGAGGUGUCCUCCCAGGAAUAAGAUGCUGCUUUUGAACCUUGAGGUGACCUCCCAAGAUGGUGCUACUGGACCGUCAAGUGACUCCCAGGGAUGUGAUGCUGCUGCUGGAUUUUGAAGUGACCUCCUGGGGACCGGAGGCCACUGUCAGACCUUCUCCCCUCUAUCCCUCUCCAGAUGGAGGCUGGAGCAUGGACAACAUUUUCUGGCUCCCCUGCUCUGGUGUGGGGAAUGGUGGGGGCACCUGCCCAGCCCAUGUGAGGGGGGCUCCAUGUUCCAAAGCCCUGGUGGGGCGGGUGGGAUGCUGGGAGUGGGUCCCUUUUCUGGAGAGUGCCAAUAAAUGCUGUAGACACCAGGAUGCUGCACGUGGAUUCCUUGAGGGGCCUCUGGGAGGGUCCUGCUGGGUCCGGCUGGGUGGGGCGGCACCAGGAAUGGGAUCCGUGGCAUGGAGUGAUGGAAGAGUGAGAACGGAACACUGGGUGGGGGGUGUCACUGCUGCUGGGGGGCUGCAGUCCCAGUCUGAGGUGGGGAUGGGGUCCAGAUGGGCCUCUGGGAAUGGCACUGGGGGUUGCUGGGCACUGGGGAUUUGAGGGCUGGAGCUGUGGUUCUCAUGCAGGGGUGGGGACGGAUGGGAUGAGGAUGGAAUAGG